Messenger RNA from Stylonychia lemnae, 2160 nucleotides. Lineage: Eukaryota; Ciliophora; Spirotrichea; Sporadotrichida; Oxytrichidae. The record is from the annotation of a GenBank genome assembly.
AUGUCUACAAUAGCUGAACUUUUUGGCGAUGAAAUUUCAGAUAUUAAACAACGUGUUAAGUCUGAAGAAGAAAUAAAAAAAUACUCCACAAAUGAAGAUCUUGGAGAGGUGAAGAGAUCAAUAUACUUACUAAAAAAAGGCUAUUAAUCUUAGAAGAUUACCAGUUCAAUGGAGAUAUGGGAUGAAUAGAUGCAAAUGUAAUGUGCGACAAGUUUCUGCAAAGAGGAUGUAGUGAAACUUAUGAAUAACGGAAACUAAGUUAAACUCAUGGAAGAGUGCCUGAAUAUCCUACUCAAUGCUGAUAUAACACAUGAGGAUUUUGUGAAUUAAUGGAUCGAAGUAUUUAAAAAGCUAGUUUUAUACAUACCGAGUGAGAGCAUUAAGCAACUUGUUAUAAAAAGGAUAAUUGACUUGCCCUCUUUGAAACAGUAGUAUCCUUGGAGAAGAGUCGGCUUUGAAUUGUUCUGUGGCAUAAUCGAUGCGAAGGGAGAGGAGAUUCUUAAAUAAGACAACAAUAUCUUGAAAAUAUUUUCAAGUAUGUGCGUUGACACCAAUUGGAAAAUAAGAAAACAGGCUGCAUAAUUUCUAUUCUAAUAUCUAUAGCCACUACACCAAAUGAAGAAAAAAAGUCGACACUCAAACAAAGAAGAUGAUACUCCUAAGAAAAAAGAACAACUUUAGCAAAGCAUACUACCAGAAGUGGUGAAGGUCACAAAGACCCGUUUCAAAUCUCAUUUUCACGAUAUAGUUGUCGAACUUGCUCACGAUGAGGAAAUCUUAGUACAAAUGGAUGGUGUUGAAUUAAUGACUGAAUUCCUGUCUGUUUUUAAAAAGUAAACAAUUGAGAGUGACUACAUUCCAAAUGUUGACAAAGUUUUAAAGAAAGCUUUAGAUACUGUAACUGUAGAUGAGAUCAGACUUAGAGUGACGCAAUAUUCUGGUAAGAUACUAGACCAGUUGCAAAAAUGUCAAAUGGCUCAUAAGAACGAAGAAAUGAUGAUGGAUUUCUUUAAGUAAAUUAUUAGAGAUAAAAAUCCUGAAGUUAAGCUUAAAGGUGUUUAUAAUCUGCCAUGUUUUGUUAUGAAUUAUCUAAAUUAUAAAGAAGGAAAUUUCGAAGUAUUUGAAGAUAUAUAUGUUGAUUUGCUAAGAGAUGAAACAGUAAAUAAAAAUGAGAUUAAGAAAAUUCUCUCAGCUAGCAUACAUGAAACUAUGGCCUUGAUUCCCUACUCUUAAAGUCUUGGAAAUAUUGGUGAUUGUCUCAGAAAGCUUAUGAUUGAAUCAAAUAAAGAAAUUAGAGAAGUUUUUUCAUACAAUAUAGAUAAAAUCAUUCGGUAUUAUGUGAAGGAAUAAGAUUUUUAAGUCCACAUGUAAUUGGUGAAUAAGAGUUAAACAGCUAUUAGCAUGGGUCAAAGUGCAUUAUCUGGUGGAAAAGAGUAAGGCUAUAAAAAUUCAAAGGCAUUUCAAUUUUAGACUGAAGAUCUAUCCUAGAGCAAUAAUAGAAUAGGAACAGGAUAAAAAUAGAAUAGGAAAAAUGUUUUUAGAUGGGAGGAUGAUUCCCAAACAAUUUAAAAUAGUUCUAGUGAGAACAAAAAUUAAAUGGUGAGAUUGCAAGACUAUGUUGAUAUAGAAUAUGUCCCUGAAGAGAAUAUGAAGGAAUUUUAUUAUUCAAAACUCCUUGAUGAUAUUCUAGUUCUAACUAAAGCAAUUUUCAAUGAUAAGGGUUGCUGGAGAGUAUAAGAGCAAUUUAUUUAUAGUUUCGCUAAUUAACUGGGAAAUUUCAAUGCUGUUGAGAUUUUUGAAAACCUCGGAUCAUAAUUGAUAGAUCUAUUGAAAUAUGGCUGUGAUUAGAUUAAGAAUGCAGCUGCUCUCUUUGUUUGCCACAUGAUUAAUAAUCAAUACAAGUAAAAUAGAAGAAUCAAUCUUAUUGAGAUGGUGGUAAAUGAAUUUGGUAAAAGUGCAAGCUAUAUCUUUAGAAAAAGCUACAUUACAUUUUGCUCAAAUGCAGUAAAAGUAUUUUCAGUCAAGACUUUUAAGCAAUAUUUCAUGGAACCUUACUUAGCCCUUUGCACUGAUAAGAUAGUUGAGGUAAGGUAAAGAUUCCUUCAAUCAGCACCCAUGAUAAGGCCAUAUCUAGAACAUGACAUUGACUUGAUACUAUGA